CAAGCACACGCACGCACAAACGGAGUCAUGUGAUUUCCAGUAACUGCAGGAACAGAAAGUGAAAGGGUUCAGACCAUAGAUAGACCGUUUAGAUAGAGUUUCAGACUUAAUUCUAACUACAAGGAGCAAAGGGAGGAAACGUGAAGUCUGAGGCUGUGUGUGUGUGUUUCAGCUCACAGUCAGACUGAAGAUGAGUGGUCAUGAGGAGGAAGAGGAGGACAGAGCAGAGUCUCCAGUGUUCAGCUGUGUGUCUCUGAAGAGUGACCAGUCAAAAGGACUUCCUCUGUACUUCAGUACUGAACCUGGACCCUCACACCCAAAAGCGAGGAAGAGGAGCCAUGUUUCUGAGGAGGAGCAGUCGUCCUGCUGUGCUUCAUGUCAGAAUGUCCUGAAAGAUCCAGUCUCCACCAGCUGUGGACACUGGUUCUGCAGACAGUGCAUCACCUCAUACUGGGACCAGUCUGGUUCUUCAGGAGACUCCUCCUGUCCCCAGUGUGGAAAAAGAUCCAGAACAGGAGCUGGAGCUCAGACAGCCGCAGAUCGUGGUCUGCAGGAGUAUUUAGAUGAACAUAAGCUCAGUCUGAGGAGGAGAUGUGAACAUGUGACUGAAGGAACUGAUGAAAAAGGAAGAAGAACCCUCCUCAACAGGAUCUACACUGAGCUCUACAUCACAGAGGGACAGAGUGAAGAGGUUAAUACUCAACAUGAGGUGAGGCAGCUUGAGACGGCUUCCAAGAUGAAGAGCCUCCACGACACUCCCAUCAAGUGCCACGACAUCUUUAAAGCCCUAACUGACCAGCAGAGCAGCAUCAGAAUCGUCCUGACUUACUGCGUUGCUGGCGUUGGAAAAACCUUCUCUGUGCAGAAGUUCACUCUGGACUGGGCAGAGGGUUUAGAGAACCAAGAUGUGGGUCUGCUGACUGUGCUUUCGUUCAGGGAGCUGAACCUGGUGAAGGACCAGCAGCACAGUCUCCUCACGCUGCUCCGUGUUUUCCAUCCAGCGUUACAGAAGCUCACGGCAGCAGUGUUAAUUUCGUUGACGAUAACGAUAACGAAAAAUAUUAUUUAACGCCCCUUUUCCCAUGACUAAGACGAGACGAAGACGUAACGAAAUGGCUCUUUGAAAAUAAAAACUAUGACGAAAUCUAUUUUAAUUUUCGUUAACGAUACGAAACGAAAAUGUUGGCGGUUGACUAAGUCACAACAAUUUUUAAAAACAUAAUCGUAUCAGGCCGUCAUGAAGUACCCGGAGCGGCGAGUGUGUGUGUCUGUGUGUGUGUGCGUGUGUGUGUGUGCUGCCAGACAGCGCACCGGUCCCGAGGCUCCGCCCCCUGCCGCAGCGCACUCGCUCAGAGAGACACAGUGAGAUCAGAGCUCGUUCACAUGGAGCAGGCCAGUCACUGACUCCCCGGCUGCUUCUUAACUAUGGAAACAGUGAAAACACAGAGUUUCUCUGGUCUCAGCUGCUCUGAGAUCAGCGCCGCAGCCUCUCGAUCAGAGCAGAAGCUGCAGUUGGUUUAUACCGAGCUUCAGUUUCCUCCUCCGGUCUGAUCUGCUUUCACUUUUUGUUUUCACAUUUCGCCAACUAAAAUAUAUAGGCUGCAGCUAUAUGUUUUUAUUUAUUUAAAAAUAGGGUACUUCUUAUUUCAUACAUUUCCCACAAAUAUGGGGAUGACUCAAAUAACCCUACAUAGUUCUGCGUUUAAUUUAUUUCAAAGUAGGCCUACACUUGCCUGUGUAUUUUCUUCUCCUCUUCAUAAGCAUUUGGUGUUUCCCUUUGUUGUAACAGGUAAAAAUAAAUAAAAUGUCAACAGUUUUCUUUA
Messenger RNA from Limanda limanda (common dab), 1823 nucleotides. RefSeq names its product E3 ubiquitin ligase TRIM40-like. NCBI's taxonomy places the organism in Eukaryota, Metazoa, Chordata, Actinopteri, Pleuronectiformes, Pleuronectidae. Bases 191 to 1069 code for a protein of 292 amino acids. The transcript is spliced from 4 exons. The record is from RefSeq and is a predicted model, not a curated record.